Ascoidea rubescens DSM 1968 is the source of this 561-nucleotide messenger RNA. RefSeq lists its product as uncharacterized. NCBI's taxonomy places the organism in Eukaryota, Fungi, Ascomycota, Saccharomycetes, Ascoideales, Ascoideaceae. The record is from RefSeq and is a predicted model, not a curated record. The coding region runs from base 1 to 561 and encodes 186 amino acids. The transcript has a single exon.
AUGAAAUUCUCUGCUAGUGUUCUUCCAAUUGCCUUCAUCUCAGCUGCCAAUGCUGGUGUUUUACAAAAAAAGGACAUCGGUGACGAUAUAGCAUCUGUUUGGGGUGAUGCCACCAGUGGAAUUGCCUCUGUUGCUACCAAUGUUGCUACCCAUGUCACAUCUGUCUUCGAUGAUGCUACCUCUGUCGCAGAAAGUUUAGGUACCAGAGCUGCCUCUGGUAUCACCUCUGGCUUUGGUGAUGCUACUAGUGGUAUUGCCUCCGUUGCCACAAAUGCUGCCAGUCAUAUAACUUCUGGUUUUGGCGAUGCCACAUCUGCAGGCGAUAGUUUGUUUAGCAGAGCCACCAGUAGAGUUGCAAGCAGGAUCUCCGAGGAACAAAACGACAAUGAUGACGAGACCUCCACCACUUUGUCCACCUCUGUGGUGAGUGCCGGUGCUGCUUCUGUCUCUGCUUCUUCUGACUCCUCCAGCUCCAAUGGUGCCGGUGUGCUUUUUGCCAACCACUAUCAAAACGCUGGUAUCUCUUUGGCUAUCGUCGGUGGUUUCUUAGCCCUCUUAUAA